This is a messenger RNA of Galleria mellonella (greater wax moth), 1454 nucleotides long. RefSeq lists its product as uncharacterized. The record is from RefSeq and is a predicted model, not a curated record. Bases 439 to 1317 code for a protein of 292 amino acids. Gene Ontology annotation, biological process: reciprocal meiotic recombination. Lineage: Eukaryota; Metazoa; Arthropoda; Insecta; Lepidoptera; Pyralidae. Gene Ontology annotation, cellular component: site of double-strand break. The transcript has 6 exons.
AAUUAAUUGGCAUCAUCAAAAAAUAGAAACGUACGGAAAGUAGGGCAAAAAUAUAUUUCCGAUCUUUAUUGCACUUUAGUGUUUUGCUUAUAGUAAUGUCUCACUCUAACUGUUGUUGUCGUUACGUGUCAUAUCUAUGUUUGAACGAAUUAAAAGUAUAAAGUAAUAAAAAAGUAUUUAUCAAAGGUUUCGGAAUAGUUAUUUAUCAAAUUCGAUAAUAUUACUGUUCGCUACUUUUAUGACAUUUAUUUGUCAUUUGUCAUAGCUACGAUUUUUGGUCAGAGCCUUUUGCCUUGCUAAUUAGAUAAACAAAUAAAAAAAAAAAAACUACAUCGGUUCGUUAAAACGCAGUCAUUACUCGCUCUUUGGCAUUUCGUCUGCAGUGCAGGACAGUUGUCUCAGUUGAUUUAAUUUUUUUAGUUGUUUUAAUUGUUGAAAAUGUCAACAAAGAAGUCGCAGGCGCCAAUUUCUCCUUGGAUAAAGAGAAUAAUUGAAGAAACUGAGAAAGAAGGGAGCGAAGAAUGGCCGAUCGUCCUAUUGAAGGGUGAAAGUCGUCACGCGGUGUGGGUGGUGAGUGCUUGGUUGGGUGUCGAUAUGAAAGGCAUCCCGGGCCAAGCUUGCCGUCUACUUGAGCGUUUUCUAUGCGCCCGAACUCGUCAAUUAGUCACCGAGUCUACAAGUACGGAGGAGUUGAAAAGAAUUCAACGUUCAAUAAAUGAGCAAAUAAUAUUUUUCUUGGCGUGCUGCAUUCUACUCGCAUCGAAAAUGAACACCUCAACCUCGAACUUCAACUCUCAUACGAUACAGCGGUACAUGCAGUUGCAUGGCUUAGAGAUUUCCGUCGACAAGAUCAACGCGAUGGAACACGAUGUGUUUAGUAGUCUGGGUUAUCAAAUUUCGUUAUUCUCGAGCGUGGAGGCAGCAGAGCUGAUUUCUCUGGAAGUGGGCCUGUCUUCAAAAAUGAUAGAACAUGUGGGAACUCUCACUAAUUUGGCGGAGUAUCGCCGUGACGAGUUAGUGCGACUGGUGAAGAAAUCUUCUACUUUAUUUCCGCUGUUGAAGAAACCGGAGAACGCUUCACUUCGGACAUUGCAUAUAUCAGCAGGGACAGUGGCUACUGGCAUCUUUUACCAUUUGCAUGGGGAACCCGUUUCGUCUUCUACUUUCAUAAAGCGUCUCAAACAUCUUACCAGACUGUCUAGUACGUUUUUGAGGUUCAUGGCCGAUGCUAUUGCUCAGGUGAUAACAAAGAGCAUUGACGAUGACGAUAGUGAGGAACCUGUUACCAAGAAAAAGAAAAAAUCGUCAAAAGUGUAAAUAUUAUUAUAAUGACCAUAUUACCUACAGAGGUAUAUGGUAGUAUAACGAUGUUAUGUUUCUAGAAAUGCUUCUAGAGUUUAGUUUCUUUUGUUAUUUUUAUUUUGAAAAAUAUACUUACUUUUGUGUGAAAACAA